Molecule: messenger RNA, 6164 nt
Organism: Chroicocephalus ridibundus (black-headed gull)
Lineage: Eukaryota; Metazoa; Chordata; Aves; Charadriiformes; Laridae
Gene: KCNK2
Product: potassium two pore domain channel subfamily K member 2
Exons: 8
Coding region: 427-1695 (422 amino acids)
Biological process (GO): potassium ion transmembrane transport; stabilization of membrane potential
Cellular component (GO): plasma membrane
Molecular function (GO): potassium ion leak channel activity; outward rectifier potassium channel activity
Source: RefSeq, a predicted model, not a curated record
GCGUAGAUCCUAAGUCUGCAAUCAAGAAAAGUUGCUCUUAAUGUGCUGGUUCUUUUAGAACCAGGAUAAGGCUUUUACAUCUUUUAAACACCCACUUUUCUCCUAUCAGUCUUUGUUUUGAUUGAAGAGAAGGAAAAACAAAACAAACACCUUAUGCAGAAGAUAUAGAGCUAUUUUGAAGAGCUUCCUUUACAAAUGCUUCUCUUGGGACCCAGUCUCUCACAUAAAGUGGAUCUCUUGUCUGAACCAUCCUUCUCUGUGAAUAGUAUUUUGGACAGGAAAUACAGAGAGAGAACAUACGUGUACUUCGGAAGAGAAUAUGUUCUGACGAAAUGACUUGUUCAGAAGACUCCUUAAAGACAGCGAUAUAGGACAUGCUUUAUCUUAGAACAAAAGCAUGGUGACUUCUGAAUAUUACAUCACCAAAUGAGGAACCCACAAGCAAGACAUAAUUUUUACUUGGCGGCACCUGACUUGCUGGAUCCCAAAUCGGCCACUCAGAACUCCAAACCAAGAUUAUCAUUUUCCACCAAGCCUACUGUGCUCUCUUCACGGGAGGAAAGUGAUUCGGCUAUUAAUGUUAUGAAAUGGAAGACAGUCUCAACAAUUUUUCUGGUGGUAGUCGUGUAUCUAAUCAUUGGAGCAACAGUAUUUAAAGCCCUGGAGCAGCCCCAUGAGACCUCCCAGAGAGCCACCAUUGUGAUUCAGAAGCAGACGUUUGUAUCUCAGCAUUCCUGUGUGAAUGCAACAGAGCUUGAUGAACUGAUUCAGCAAGUAGUGGCAGCAAUAAAUGCAGGAAUCAUACCUUUAGGAAACACAUCUACUCAGAUCAGUCACUGGGACUUGGGAAGUUCCUUCUUCUUUGCUGGCACUGUUAUUACCACCAUAGGCUUUGGAAACAUCUCCCCACGCACACAAGGUGGAAAGAUAUUCUGUAUCAUCUAUGCCUUAUUGGGAAUUCCUCUGUUUGGUUUUCUGUUGGCUGGUGUUGGAGAUCAACUAGGGACGAUCUUCGGAAAAGGAAUUGCCAAAGUAGAAGAUACCUUUGUUAAAUGGAAUGUGAGUCAGACAAAGAUUCGCAUAAUUUCAACAAUAAUAUUCAUCCUGUUUGGCUGCGUGCUGUUUGUUGCUCUUCCUGCAGUUAUAUUCAAGCACAUAGAAGGCUGGAGCACACUAGAUGCAAUUUACUUUGUGGUUAUCACUUUAACUACCAUUGGAUUUGGUGACUAUGUUGCAGGGGGAUCAGAUAUUGAGUACCUAGAUUUUUAUAAGCCAGUGGUGUGGUUUUGGAUCCUUGUUGGGCUUGCUUACUUUGCAGCUGUCCUCAGCAUGAUUGGAGACUGGCUAAGAGUCAUAUCAAAAAAGACAAAGGAAGAGGUAGGGGAAUUCAGAGCCCAUGCUGCGGAGUGGACAGCCAAUGUCACCGCAGAGUUCAAAGAAACUCGAAGGCGCCUGAGCGUGGAGAUCUAUGACAAGUUCCAGCGGGCUACCUCUAUCAAAAGGAAGCUCUCUGCAGAACUCGCCGUCAACCACAAUCAAGACCUGACUCCCUGCAAGAGAACCCUAUCAGUCAACCAUCUCACCAGUGAGAAGGACAUCUUGCCAGCUCUAACAAAGACGGACAGCAUUUACAUGAAUGGUUUGACACCACACUGUGCAGCAGAAGAGAUAGCUGUUAUUGAAAACAUUAAGUAGCCAUGACUUCGGAUCCCAGUCCUUGAGAAGCUCUUGGCUUAGACUAGCCAUUUACCCUUUUUUCUCCACCCUGUCGAUGAUCAAUGCUAAUAGCAUUUUAUAUGUGUGCAUGAGUUCCACAGAAACUGCAGUCCAGAGUUACCAUCGCAUCUCUUCAAAGACACAAAGAUGAAUGGCACUUCUGUUAUCGAAAGAUGCUGGAACAAGCAACGUCUUCUGCCUUUCUCUGCCCAGACUGUUUUUUCACUUCUCCUAAUGUGCCAUAUGGCCUCAAGAAUGAAUCACACUUGUUUAUGGUAACAAUGUAGCUUUGAGGGAUCAGUCCUUAAAAUUUCAGGGUCUACCUUACUGAGCCUAGGAAUGGACCAUUUCUGGACUACAACUCACUUGUAAAUGGCAAGAAAUUCUUAUGCAGCCUUUUACCUAAGAAAUUUUUGUCAGUGCCUUAUCUUUUGAAGAACCAGAACCUCUACAGUUCCUGUAUGGCUUUUUGUUUGUUUGGUUUUUUCGCAUGAGAAGUGUAUUUCAUUUGAGCUUUCAUUCUUCCUGAAAUGAUGGUGUUUCCAAGGUGUCUGUCGUGAAGAUACCAACCAGCAUGAAUGAAUGCCAAAACUCAACAAUCGUCAAAUGAUGUUCUUAGCUCUAAAUUUAAAGGCACUGCAGUUUCAACAGUUGCAAACAUAUCCCCCAGAAGCAUUUUGUUUUACUCAGGUCCAGCUGAUGCUUGUUCGCACUGACUUGUAGAAUUUGCAGACCAUCUUCGGGUCUUAUUUUUUCAAGCAGUGGUCAGCAGUUGUUUUUUUCCUCUCUGUCAGAUGUACCAAAAAAUCUGCAGCUUAUCUAUCAGUAAAUUAUUUGGUAGAUGACAAGAGCAAAUAAAAAUUACUAUUUUGAGGAGAGGCAGGAGAGGCUUUUAAUUGCUGUGUUCUAAUAACCACACCCAGAAAACAAUGCAGAAAAAUACAGCGGUUUUUAAUAAGCGUAAACCUUCUGCCAGCUAUUUGCUCUAUGAAAAGGAUUCUUAACUUCCUUCCUCUUUUAAGUCAAGUCACACCAGAUGCCAUAUGAUAUCUUACCCAGGAAUCCUGCUGGAGAGCUUUCCUGAAUGUCACAGCGUGCGGCGGCUGCCUGUGCCGGAGCUGUGACUAACGUGGGAACGCAAUUGAAACUGGUAUCACUGUGACUUUCUACAUUUCAAGGAGAGAUGGCUCUGAAUAUAAGUGCAGGCAUGAAGAAGAGCUGAUAAAUAGCACAAUCUGAAUACCGAUGAUUGUUCAGACAGGAUAGGCUGACAAGAAGCAGAUCUAAACCAGACUAUGGGUUUUCUUUAUUGGUUUUAAGAAAACACAUUAACUUUAAUUUUGUAUCUUCUGUUUUGCUUAUAGAUGUACAUGAGAUUCAGAAGAAAUGCAGGAUGGAAUGGAUAAUUUUGCAUUUUUUUCUUAUGUUAGUCUAUUGUAACCUGGCUGUACAUAAAAUGAGUAGAACAGGCCUUAAAGAAUAAUUUAGGCUCUGUGUAAAUUAAAAAAGAAUGGGACUUUGCUGAUUGGGCAUGAUUCAAGUGGCAAAUCUUAACAGCAUCUCUGACCAUUAGAUAACAUGCAAGAUAUGAAUGUUAAUGUUUUUUGGAUGCUUAGCUUGUUUUCUAAUAAAUAUAAGUUAAUAUGUAAAUUCAGUCAGUUCAGUGUAAAUAUCAGUCAAUUAACAUUUACAGAGAGUACGCUUUUAAAACUAAGGAAGUUCCAUGACACAGCACUGAGCAAUGCUCUUAUAACAAAGACCCUUGUCUCCCCAGCACAGUGUUCUGAAUGUCCACAUGGCGAGGGUUCGUCUUGCCAUGUAUAAACUGUGAAUUGUAAUGAAAAAUAAAGUUUUUAAUUAAAAUAAGCUUUUCUGAAUCUCCUGCUUGCUACAACUGGAAUGUUAAGAAACAAUUUGUGAAACAGAUUUUUGUGCUUUCAUUGGUUACAGAGUAUAGCAGUUCGCCACCUGCUUUAAUCUAAGCUGGUUUAGCAAUAAAGGCUUGACUCACCCGGCACAGAAAUUAAUUUUUUUUUUUUCCUUCAUAGUAAAAAUAAUGCUCUUUGGUUGCCAUACCUUAAGUUGUGUUUCUUGCUGUUUUGUUUCAAAAACUUGGCAGGCUGCACUUCCUCCUGUCAACGUGCUACAGAGCUGGUGGCAAUUGCUCCGUCUUGGCAGUGCGGGAGGCGCGGGGAGCUCUGCCCUGCUGCCCCCCCAGUUCUCCCCUGCUGGGGGGAACCUUCUGCAGAAGUGUGUGAGGAAGCAGCUCUAAGGGCAGUAGCCUUUCACACUAGAUCAGUCAUUUCUGCAGUGAAUAUUUUACAAUGGCCAUGGCCUCCUCGAUUCAGUCUUGGCCAAGGGGGCCCGCAGCUGUGUGGUGGUAAGUGAAGAGGACCGUUUGUUUUCCUACAUCUCUCCAAUCUGAUUUGUGUGGGAUGUGUCUCAGUGCCUUUUGGAGCUGCUUUUCAGAACGGGACUGGUAACGUUUAAUGAUUAUUGUCUUUGACACUCAGAGAUGUGAUACUUUAGGUUAAACCCGUGGAUCAUUCUAAAUAUCGCGUUUCCAUUUACCAACCUAUGGAAGUGAGCGUCUGUGGAGUUUCUUUCAUUUUAAAGAAACUUCUGGUCAUCUCAGGAUCUGCUGAAAAGAGUUCGAGAUCCUGUGACAAUGUUUGAGAGAUUAGGAUGGAUAUUCAGCAUUUAUGUACCUUUAUUUUGUAUAUGAUUUCUGGGGAAAGUACCCCUGUUAAUUUAUAUAUAAAAGAUAUUGUUUCUUUUUUCACGUUUGUAACAGAUCUAAGUGUUAUCCUACCUUAUCAAGAUAAAAUAGACUAUAUUUGCCUGUUUGGAACAAAGCAUUGACAAAUAAAAUCCUUUAUCUGUAAGUUUAAUAACUGAAGAAGAAGAAAAGAUGCAACAGUCCAGAUGGUAUAAGUAGGUAGAGUUAUCACGAUCCAAAUGUGUCCAGUACCAUUAAUGUUAUUGGAAAAUCUCCCUCUCCACAUACAGUGAUAGAUCACAUAUGCUGUGGAUGGCUAAGAACAUUUAUAAAACUUGAUGAACUCUGUAAAGUUUUUUCUUUUUAUUCCUGUAAGAGCAGACUUUUGUACUAAAAACCCGUGUCUUUCUUGCCUCUGGAAAUCUUGCAUAGCUCACUUUUCCAUUACAAAUGUGGAGCUGCAAAAGCAUGAAUUGGGACUUAAUUAAAUUCUAUUUGUAACCGUCUUCCUCUCUCUCACACACAGAGACAUUUCCAGACCGUUAGGAUACUUGCUACUUAAGCAAGUUUGGGAAAACGGCAUUUCAGUUUGAUAGAGGGUUGUUUUCUCUUACACUGCAAAUCGGAUACCAUAAAAAAAAGACAUUGGCAAAACACUUUGGAUGAGAGACAAGUUCUAGCAUAUAAGAAUCUGUACAGGCACAUGUGCCACCUAACAAAAUAAUUUAUUUCUCAAUGUUAGAGGAAAUGAAGCAUUAAUAAAAACAAUCUGAAAUCUGUUUGAGAAGUAGCUUGAAAUAAUCUGUAUUGUUUACUGUUUUCUGUGAUAAUCCUGCCUCUUUUUGCAUUCUUUCAUGUACUACAUCUGGUAAAGUGUUGGUCAAAGCCUUGAUUUUUGGGUAGCUGUACAUGAGAGGCAGGGAGAUUGCGUCACAGAGAAUUUGUUCCAUGCCCUGUUCUUACUUAAGCACCAGUGGAAGAGCUUACUAUGGCAUGCCCUCCACGUUUUGUAGCGCCUGUCCACCUGGCUCCAGCCUGGCUCCCUGUCCACCUUUUCCCAAUAUUUAGGCAGCCUUGAGGUGCUACUGUCUGAGCUGCCAAUGGCCUGGAAGGGUCAAACCCAGAAGCUCGCUGAAUCUCAUGAACGUCCUAGCUGUGCCUUCCUCUCUUCACCUCUUCCUGAAUUUUUUUUUUUUUGAUACAAGAAGGCGGCUGAAGAGUAACAUAGGAACCCACGGAAGUGCUAAACCUCUAAAGGGACCACCCUUGAACUGGAAUGGACCUUCCUGAGGUUACUAAGCAAACCCAUAAGACCAGGAUGGCAGAUGGGAGAAAAUCUGGUCUGUAUGUUUGUUUUGAAUUCUUGCUCCUCCAGCAUUAUUUCUACACCAAUGAUCUCCAAAUAGGAAUACAACAUGCCUCGUGGAAGAAGAAAUGGAAGGCUGCUCUACGUAAAGUGAAUCCUACAUGCUUAUUGCAAGUCUAUAUAUGUAUACAAUUCUAUUUCCUGGUAAGAAAAUUCUCCUGUGAGGGAAACUACAUAUAUUGUUGAAAUACAGCGGUAAUGUUUCUAAUAAAUUGCUGUCAUACAGUUAUGUGGUAAUUACCUUUUCUUUCCUACCUUGCAGUACUGUUUGAAAGAAAGGGAUUUUAUAUAUUAAGAAAAAUAAAUAUUUUACAUUAAUUUGUCAGAGUUAAAGUAAUUAUUUUGUCAUAGAAACAUGAGUAA